CAUCUAAAACAUCGCCAUCAUGUCGAUGCCUGAGUUUGACCCGGCCCGUCGGCCCUCUCAGUCCGAGAAUCAAACCAUUCUCAAGUCCGAAAUCCCCUUGAAGGAACGGUUCUUCCGCUAUUUUCAGCAUGAGAUCACCGGUAUGAUUGAGCUGAUCCGGCUGAUUACCUAUGCUCUUUCCUCUUUUCAGAAGAGAGGAAUCUGACCCCUGUUCUUCCUGUAGCGCUCCAGGAACAGAUGGAUCGGCUGGCCGAUACGUCGUUAGUGGGAGGUGAACGGACAGACGCAACCGAUCACUGUCUGGCGGGCAUUGCGCGCUUGUCCAACGAGGUCAAGGACGCAGCCAGCUAUAUCCCAACCUACGAUCAGCGGAUAUAUGCUGAGGCCAUUAAAGCUCUGCAGGACAAACUCGUCGAGACUCGAGCUGCAGUCGAACCACGACCAAAGUUUAGCUUCAAGACCAAGAAGAAUGCAUCCGCCAUCUCUCUGUCCGAUGCAGCGCAUCUCGCCGCUCAAGGUCGACGCAGUAUCCCUGGGUUCCCCUCCCCUGACACAUCAUCGGUCAGCUCGUCUGCGACACAAACCCCCAUGUAUCCGUCAACGCCGCUGAACGAACCCGACAACCGCCUCCAUCUACAAAGACCGGAGCUUGCUCCGACCUCUAUCCCUGCAUUCACAGUGGACGAAGAUGAGGACAAACCCAAGUCAGACGCAGGGGGUGGAUUUGCCGCAACGGCCGUGUCCUCAGUGUCUGUGAACAACCAUCAUAACCUGCACAUCAUGCUGCCGUCCUCAGGCUCAACCGCAACCGUGCCGGCGUCUAUUACCCAUCUUCGCCACUGCGUAGUCGACAUGUCCAUUCCCACGGCCAAUGGAAAGCCGUAUACCAGUCUGACCAUCAAGAGCGUUAAGGAGAGUCUCCUCGUUUGUGGCCAGAUCAACGGCCCAGCCCAUAUCACUGGCGUAGAGAACAGCAUUCUUGUGGUUGACUGUCGGCAGUUCCGGAUGCAUAACUGCUCUAAUGUGGACGUCUACCUCAGCUGUUCCAGCAACCCGAUUAUCGAGGACUGCAGCAAUGUCCGAUUCGGUCGGAAACCCCGUGUUUACACGCUCGAUCACGAUCGCCCAGAUGACGAAGAUCACUGGAGCCAGGUCGAAGAUUUCAAAUGGAUCAAGCCGGAACCCAGUCCCAACUGGAGCCUUCUGGAUGCCGAAGACGCCGUGCCGGAAGAAGUCUGGGCGGAGAUUGUCCCGGGCGGUCCAGGCUGGUCGCUGGAUGAUAUUCUACGUGCGAUCAAGAUUUCAUCUCAUUAACUGAACGUUUGCCAGUUACGAGCUGAGGAGGGAAUUGGCGUCCGGUUUAACGAGUGUCGUAGUUGUAAUUACUGCAUUAUGAAUGCGAUGGGGACAAACAAGGUAAACAUAUUCUAUGUACCGGACUGGGUUCUGCGAUGCGAGUGUUGCUUCUGAAGUACUCUCUUCUCUUGAGUGGUGGUCACAUUAUGGCAGCUGGGUAAAUAUAUCUGGUGUCGGACACCCCACUGAUUCACUUAUUAGUAUUUACUAGUAUCCGCCUCUUAUGAUUCAAUUUAAAAUCCACUUGACCGUCUGUC
This is a messenger RNA of Aspergillus eucalypticola CBS 122712, 1613 nucleotides long. Its product is annotated as putative tubulin-specific chaperone c. Gene Ontology annotation, cellular component: cytoplasm. The record is from RefSeq and is a predicted model, not a curated record. The transcript is spliced from 3 exons. Lineage: Eukaryota; Fungi; Ascomycota; Eurotiomycetes; Eurotiales; Aspergillaceae. Gene Ontology annotation, biological process: post-chaperonin tubulin folding pathway; tubulin complex assembly. The coding region runs from base 238 to 1314 and encodes 358 amino acids.